AACAGAAAAAAGUAAACGGUAGCGUUUUAGAUUUACACAGAAAACAAACGGGGAGUCUUGUUCUGCUCAUCUCCUCGUUUUGUCCAGGUGCCGCGCGCUCUAACACCACCAGUGGCUAACCCAACCCUAAAGACCACAGCUAGCCAAACUAUAAUCAAUCCAAAGCUUACAGUAGCAGGCAGGGAGAUAGGUUAUUUGUCGGGAAUCAGGCUGCAAUGGCUGUUGAUGGAAGCAAAAAAUCUAAAGUAUCAACAGCUCCACCUAGAAAAAUCAAUGUUCAAAAAUUUGCAGAAACCCGGGCAUCUGAACUGGAGAGUCUUCACACAAUCGUAUCAAACCGGCUAAACAACAAUUUCCGGUCUCAAAGAAACAAGAGAAGAAGAACCACUGCUUAUGAAAAUCAAGCUGCGAAAAAGAGACAUCGAAAAAGACGUAAUUUAGGCCUCCUCGGUAAAGCCAAUGAUGACCUGUCGUCGGCUUCAGAAAAUAAAGAGCCAAGGAAAGUCCCUCGCCGAGUUCGCAGGAGAAUUGAGCUGAAAAAGAAUCCAGAAUCUGGUUUUGCUACUUCCGGCGAUGGCACCAGGAGAUUGAGAACUCACGUCUGGCAUGCCAAACGUUUUACAAUGACUAAGCUUUGGGGAUUUCACCUUCCUCUUGGUUUGCACGGCAGAGGGAGGGGAUCCAGGGCUCUAUUGAAGUGGUACAGAGACGGAGCGGUUGUGCAUGAUGCAAGCUACCAUACUGCUGUCCAGUUGAAGGGUCCAGAGGAGUCAUUAAUUUCAAUUCUAAAUAUGGUACUAGUGCCUUCUCCAUCAGCUCAAUCUCGCGAUAUUGCCAAGUCUAUUCUUACUGGUGUUAUCUAUGGCACUGCUAUGCUGCAUCAUGCUGGAGCACCUGUUUCUCAGCCGAUAGCUCCUGUGAACUAUAUGUGGCGACCUUCUUGUCUUCGCAAUAGAGAAAAUGGCAAUAACGAACAUAGUUCUGGUGGAUUUAAUGAAACUCAAAUCUCUGAUGCUUGUUCUUCCCAUCGUCAACUUUGGGUGUGGAUACAUGCAUCAGCUUUUAGCGAGGGAUAUGAUGCUCUGAAAUUCGCUUGUCAGAAACAGAUGAAUGAGAGUGGCAUUUUGAUCAAUUGUUUGUCACUCGAAGGCCAGCUUGCAAAGUUAGAAGUAAUGGGAUCACAGGCAUCGAAACUUUUACAAAAGACAUUACAUCCUUUUUCUUGUAAUUCAGAUAAUUCUUGGCAAUUGAGGAACUGCUCUGUUUUGGAAGUUGAUGGUGACUCUGAGUUGAAGAAAUCUAUAUUUCAAAGCAAGAACAUUUCUCCUUGUUCAGUUUUAUCUCUUGCUGUCAAGGAUCCUCGUUCACUGCCUGUAAAUAUUGCUGACAUUCCCAAGCCAACCCCUACUAGUGUACUCAAUAAUGUUCCAGAAGAUGAAGCAAAAGAGCAUGAUGCCUUAACCGUAAAUUUUGGAAAUGGUGAAAAACAUCCUCAUUCAUCGCUUUCAGAACCUGAAAGGAGUAGCAGUGUCCCUGACAAUAGGAGUUUGUGGGAUGCAAGCAGCAGAGUAACUCCCCCAGUGGAAGAGAAUGUUCUUUGCUGGGAAAGGCAUCAUUUGCGUUUGGAUUUUAUCUGCCUUGAUGGUUGUAAAUCAAGGACACCAAAUACUUCAACUAAGGUGCAGGGUUCAACAUCUUGCCCUAUUCUGCUUCUUACAAACAGUAACGGAAUGGACUCACUGAUGCGAUGGUCUGUUAUACUUCCCUUAAGCUGGGUUAGGGUCUUCUGGAUUCCUUUCAUCUCCAAAGGAGCACAUGCAAUAGGUCUGAGAGAAAAGCGAUGGAUUGCUUGUGAAGUUGGGCUGCCACAAUUUCCUUCUGAUUUUCCUGAUUGUAAUGCGCACUUAUCUUUUAUGGUGAACGAAAGGGCUGCCCUUGACCACAAAGUGGAACGACUACCUCCUUCUGUAAGACCUCUGAAAGUUCCCAUGCCUUUCCCAUGGAAUAGUGUCCGUCUUGCUCUUGAUAAAGGAUCUGCUAUAGUUCAAGAUCCUCAAAUUUCUGGUCGAAAAGAUAACAUUGAUGACAAUUCAUUAUUGAGCUCAGAAGAUGGGGAUUGUGCAAAAACAGUAGCCACUGGUCAUUGUAAUUCAUUUGAUGGAUUUGUAGGACGGACAUCCAGUAUACUGAUUGAUUUCUUGAGUGAAAUCCAUGCCAGUCAUUUGCUUUUGUUUCCUCACAUUCCAAAUAAGAAGACAAGGCUUUCAGAGUUUAUAAAGGAUGAAAGCAUCCUCAGUAAAGGUCAAUGUAGUGCCCACCAAAUCACUUCUAACCGUAGAUUGUGUUUCAUUAGAGUUCUUCUACAUGCAUACAAGGAAGGUUUUUUUGAAGAAGGAGCAGUUGUUUGCGCUCCUGGUCCAAAUGAUUUAUCCAUGUGGAUUUCUAGUUCAGAAAAUAAUGAAGGUGGACUUCAAAUUUCCCAGUCAUCUGUGGGUUCAUAUUUCAAAGAGCUACCUUCUAGUAAGUGGGAACUCUGGAUACCGCAGGGCCCUGUGGUAAGAGAAUCUCAUAGAUGGCCUAUUGGUUUUGUCACUGCUGGAUUUGUUCGAGGGAGCAAGAAGCUAGUGGCUGAGGCUUUUUGUGAGGCAGUUUUACUAGCUCAGCUUAGGGAGGAGCAGUGGAUUGGGAUGCCUGUGAAGCAAAGGAAGAAGGAAAUAUAUGUCCUUGUUAGGAACCUGAGAUCUUCUGCAUAUAGACUCGCCCUUGCCACUGUAGUCCUGGAACAAGAAGAAGAAGAUGUGGUAUUCUUGUGAGAUGGUGCCGCCGGUGGGUUUUUCAUAUCCAUAAAGAUGCAUCAAUCUUGUUCUCUAGCUUAACUAUAGGUAACAGAGAAUUUUACUGGAGUAACAUACUGGUCAUCACGGUGUUGUUUUCAUCAAUAGAUGUCCACUGCCCGACGGUGAACUACUGACUCCAGUUCAGUUUCUGCAAUGCAAUUAAACCUCUCCUGUUUGGGAGAAGGUUUGCUAAAAAAUCAAUUUUUUAAAAAAAAAAUUAAUUUUUUUUUUAUGUAUUUUGGAUUGUUUUGAUGAGUUCUUAUUAAAAAUAAAAAAAAUAUUAUUUUGAUAUAUUUUCGAGUAAAAAAUAUUUUAAAAACUAUCGCAAUCACAACCCGUGUAUCCAGCUUAAACCAAGUAGCAAACAUGAAUGUAUAUGUUCAAAUAACCUGGCAAACUUCCAAAAGUUAUACCAGGAACUCUUUUAAUUUGCCAAUCAGGUAUGAUACUGCAACAUCUUGCAGCUUCAUAGCAAGAAAUCCGUGAGGACACUAUAGAGUUCGAGUCAGAGUCACAAGACCAAACUCGAAAGUCACGCACCACAGAUCAACAUUCCGGGCUCAUGUACAAUUAAUUAAACCAGGCCCAUCUCCUAGUUUGGCCCAAUCAGAGCCUCUCUUGCUUUGCUUGGUGGCUCAAAUAAAUACCGAGACUUUGAAACAAAACUUCAAAACCAAAUCGAGCAUCUUUUAGAAAGCAGAGAGACUUUCACCUCUCAAACAGUAAAUAUAUACAAAACCAGCCUGUGGCGAUUUGGAGUAUAGGGAGUUGAAGAUGGCAAGGAUCAAACCUCAAGAUCUCUUACAACAGAGCAAAAAGAAGAAAGCGCCGAGUCGAAUGAGCGUCACUUCUAUUGUUUCAUACUGCCUCAUUCUUCUCUUGACUUUAUUUUUCUUGUAUUCUAUCUAUAAACACUGGUCGCUAAGGUCUGUCAAGUCCUCAGAUUGAUUCUUAAUCCUCUGUGUUGUAAUAAAUUAUGCUUAAUUUUAUAGUUUGGAUGCGCCAAACUAGCUGGAUCUGGAUCUGUAUUUUUUAAAAUAUUUCUCAUUGUGGAGAUGCAAGUUUAUUGUGUGUUGAUUGUCAA
Molecule: messenger RNA, 3921 nt
Organism: Populus trichocarpa (black cottonwood)
Lineage: Eukaryota; Viridiplantae; Streptophyta; Magnoliopsida; Malpighiales; Salicaceae
Product: ribonucleases P/MRP protein subunit POP1
Exons: 11
Coding region: 216-2813 (865 amino acids)
Biological process (GO): tRNA 5'-leader removal
Cellular component (GO): nucleolar ribonuclease P complex; ribonuclease MRP complex
Source: RefSeq, a predicted model, not a curated record